Molecule: messenger RNA, 2073 nt
Organism: Nicotiana attenuata
Lineage: Eukaryota; Viridiplantae; Streptophyta; Magnoliopsida; Solanales; Solanaceae
Exons: 7
Coding region: 1-2073 (690 amino acids)
Biological process (GO): DNA repair; telomere maintenance
Molecular function (GO): DNA helicase activity
Source: RefSeq, a predicted model, not a curated record
AUGUGUGAUAGAGAUAUCAUAAUUGAAACCCAAUCCGGACAACUGCAAAGGAUAAAUGAAUUGAAUGCUGCAUAUUUAGGUCUCCAAUAUCCUUUGCUUUUUCCAUACGGUGAAGAUGGAUACAGAGAGGACAUUCCUUUAAAUGAAGAUGGUGAACCAACUGUAGGAAGAAAAUGUGUUAGCAUGAGAGAAUUUUUUGCGUACAAAAUUCAAGAUAGAAAGGGUGAAGUUCCAAGAAUUGUGUCUGCAAGAGGAUUAUUUCAGCAAUUCUUAGUUGAUGCAUAUACAAUGAUUGAAUCUGGUCGAUUGAAGUAUUAUAGGACUCAUCAAAAACAAUUGAGAGUUGCGAUGUAUAAAGGAUUAGAAGAAGUUGUUUUGCAUGGAGAAACUACUCCUUCAUCUCAAAGGAAGAGAAUUAUUCUACCGUCAAGCUUCACAGGUGGUGCACGAUACAUGCUUCAAAAUUAUCAAGAUGCUAUGGCGAUAUGCAAAUGGGCUGGGUACCCUGAUCUUUUUAUCACUUUCACUUGCAAUCCGAAGUGGCCCGAGAUUCUGAGACAUGUAAAGAGUAGGGGCUUAAAUCCUGAGGAUCGUCCAGACAUCUUAAGUAGGGUAUUUAAAAUCAAAUUGGAUCUCUUGAUAAAGGACUUGCGAGACAAUAAAGUGUUUGGAGCAGUAAAAUCAGUAAUUUAUACAAUUGAGUUCCAAAAGCGAGGGUUGCCUCAUGCUCAUAUGUUGCUCUUUCUUCAUGAGCAUAACAAAUAUCCAACUGCUGGUGAUAUUGAUCAACUAAUAACAGCAGAAAUUCCAGAUGAAACAAAUGGGAGAUGUACAAAGCAUUUUCCAAAAAAGUUUACUGAGUCAACCACAAUUGAUGAAGAUGGUUAUCCUAUUUAUAGGAGAAGAGAUAAUGGAAGAGCUAUCAAGAAGGAUGGUAUUGACUUGGACAACAGGUAUGUGGUGCCGCACAAUCGUUUCUUAUUAUUGAAAUAUGGCGCUCACAUCAAUGUGGAGUGGUGCAAUCAAUCGAGAUCAAUUAAGUACUUAUCUAAAUAUGUUAACAAAGAAAAUGAUCGUGCUACCGUCGCUUUUUCUAGAAGUGUGCAAGAGGAGGGUUCAUCGGUUGUUGAUGAAAUUAAUAUGUACUAUAAUUUUCGAUACAUAUCACCUUGCGAAGCUGCUUGGAGAAUAUUGGAGUUUCCUCUUCACUAUAGACAACCUUCUGUGGAAAGACUAUCAUUUUAUCUUCCAAAUGAACAACAUGUCAUAUUCUCUGAUGAUGAUCCGAUUGAUGAUGUUUCCAGUAGACCCACUUUGAAAAGAUGGGAGAAAAGAAAAACUUCUGCAUUUUCAAUUGGAAGGAUUUUCUUUGUUCCGCCUGGAAUUGGCGAGCUAUACUACCUCAGGUUGUUGUUGAAUGUCAUUAAAGGUCCAAAAUGUUAUGAAGAUCUUAAAAGAAUCAACAAUCAUGAUCAUCAUACAUUUAGAGAAGCAUGUUUUGCACUUGGUUUAAUUGAUGAUGACAAAGAAUAUGUGGAUUGCAUAAAGGAGGCAAGUAGUUGGGAAAAUGUUUGGCAAGCAACAUGGCAAUUAUUAGCAGAAGAUAUCCUCCAUGAAGAAAGAGUCUUACAGGCUAAUCCAGAGGCAGAGCUAACAGAUGAUAAAUUGAAAAAUCGUUGUUUACAAAAGUUGAAAAAAAUUUUGAAAAGUUGUGGAAGAAGUUUUCAUGAUUUUCCAACAAUGCCAAGACCUCUUUACAAUGAGGAAGAAGUUGACCUAGCAAUAGGUGGUAGAACAGCUCAUUCGAGAUUUGCAAUCCCUCUUAAUCCAACUGAAGAUUCAACAUGCAAUAUAAAGCAAAGUAGUCCUCUAGCAAAUUUGAUUAUAAAGACAAAGUUGAUUAUUUGGGAUGAGGCACCAAUGAUGCAUAAAUAUUGUUUUGAAGCUCUUGAUCAAACUCUUAGAGAUAUUCUUAGAUUUAAAGACACAUCCAGUGCUGAUAAACCUUUUGGAGGUAAAACAGUUGUUCUUGGUGGCGACUUCAGACAAAUUUUGCCUGUCAUUGCAAAAUGA